AAUUACAACACGGUGCAUUUGGGGGUUGGGGUUUUCGCGAACUAACGUUGGGCGGAGAUAGCUGGAGAACCAGGUGGGACGUUUAAGUCUAAUCUGUCCGACGAAAUUUGAAGUUCAAUCCGCAGCGGAAAGAUGGAGAUGGAGAUGACGUAACUGCAGCAGGCGACGCCAUCUUCGCUACUGAUCAGCCGCGAGUUAAGUGAAAAGGUGGAGUCUUUGAGCUUUCGCACGCUUCCCUCCUUUGCAGUUACAGAAGUGUCCGGCUGACUCAGAGGCCCUCCUCAGCCUGGAUCGGCGCUCGCUCCCCAGGUUGUUUUGGCUGGAUUUGGAUUGUGCUCUUUAGGAUACGAUGGAUAAAGCGGUGAAUGACGGUCUCAUGGACAAACCAACAACAUAUGGGCAGUUCUAUCACGACACAGGGCAGCCUGGCCAGGAAAACAUUCAUCCUGUAUCUCAAUCAUUUCCUCUGGGAGUUGCAAGCACUCAUGUAGAACAUCUUGAGAUAAGUACUUCCGUAGCUAAACCUGUUCUCAAUUAUUCCAUACAGACGGGUGAGGAGUUUGCGCUUGAAUUUAUGCGUGAUCGAGUAAAUACCCGGAAACCUUUUGUUGAAAAUGCAGUAGGUGAUUCCAAUUCAACGUGUUACCUGGAACUAAAGGGCAUUUUAGGCAUCAGCCACACAGGUUCAGAAAGUGGAUCCGACAUUUCAAAGACUAACAUCACCGCGAAAGGUCCUAGAGAGCUCGAGAGGAACUCCUAUCUUCAUGAGGGUUCAAGUACUCAUCCCUCAAUUACAUCAGUUCCUCGAAUAUCAAGCUGUGCAAGUGCACAGCAGUUCAUCCCAAGGAGCACCUCUUCAGGUGCCUCUGAUAGCUCAUCGAUGAGUAUGAAGGUCCUAUGCAGCUUCGGCGGUAAAAUUCUGCCUCGUCCAAGUGAUGGAAAGCUCAGGUAUGUUGGGGGGGAUACACGAAUCGUACGCAUAGGGAAGGACAUUUCGUGGCAGGAGCUUGUGGAAAAAAUGCUGACAAUUUAUGGCCAAGCUCAUGUUAUAAAGUAUCAGCUCCCUGGAGAAGACCUGGAUGCCUUGGUCUCUGUAUCUUCUGAUGAAGAUCUGCUGAACAUGAUGGAGGAGUGUAAGGAGCUAGAUUUUAGAGAUGGCUCAGAUAAGCUUAGGAUUUUCCUUUUCUCCAUGAGUGAUUUGGAAGAUGUUGACUUGGGUCUCGGGAGUACAAAUGGUGAUUCUGAGAUGCAGUAUGUAGUUGCUGUGAAUGGAAUGGAUAUUGGUUUGAGAAAAAGCUCAAUGCUUCAUGGUUUUGCUAGCUCUUCAACGAAUAAUUUAGAUGAUUUGGAUGAACAGAAUAUCGAAGCAGAGGUUAAUGCAACUGGAGUCAGUGUUUCUCCUUUGGCUGGAAUCAUUGUUUCACCAUCACAAAUUCUGUCUUCAGCGGUUCUAAGUGAGUCCUCCUAUGCCGGUCAAAAUGUUUCCCAGUUCUACAAUGGCCAGAUUUUGCAAAAUGGAGAUACAAAGCAGUACUACUUGCCCUAUGGGCAUGACCAGUCAACUUGCUCUUUUUAAGAAACUUUCACUACAGUGCCGUUUCAUGUUCUUAUGAAUCAGCAGGGAGGUUUGAUGGAAAUGCAUCAGCAGGAUAGCUUGCGUAAGGUGAACUCCGAGUUAUCAUUAAGGGAGGAGAAACCAAAAAAUGAAAACUUUGUCCAGCAAGAGGGUGACCCUAACGAAACAUCUACCUUGAAGAAAGAUCAUUCUGUUGUUUCACAGUCAUUCGAGAUUGAUGAGACGGGAUACUUGCGGAUUAACAAAUUAUCGGCAGCAAUAGGUGCAACUGAGAAGGAUCCUGAAGAGGUUUCCAUGUCUGUUGAUGCUGUUCUAACUUCAAGGCAGGUUCCCAAUAUCAGUAACUAUGACAACUGUUCCACAGCAAGUACUGUUAUUGCUCCAGAUGAAGGUAACUCUCUAUCCAUUCCGAAUGGUUUGGGAAAUGUUGAGACGACUGUUCUUCCUCCGAGGGUUUAUUGCUCUGAGAGGAUUCCUCGUGAACAAGCAGAGUUACUUAGUCGGUUUUCUAAGUCAGAUGAAUCACUUGGUUCUCAGUUUAUGGUAUCUCAUUUGCGUUUGAACCUUGCACAGCCUGGUCCAAGUGCAGAAGUCAAUGGCAAUUUGCAGAGAAAACAAAUGCCUUCCGAUGUUGAAAUAGAACAGUCCAUUUCCAGUGAAAAUCCUCCAUGUCCAGAACCUCAGACAAUUACUGAUGGACUUGCACAACUUGAGCCGUAUAGAGAAUUUGCAAAUGGUAUAGCUCAAAUAACUUCAAGAGCCACAGACUAUGGGCUGGACAGUGAACUUAGGUUGCCAGAGGCAUCCUUUGGUGAUGAUAAAGGCGUUACAAAAGAGACUACCACUCUCAACAUUAAUCACGCAAAGAAUGCUCAUUUAGAUGAUCACAAGCAAUUCCCAGUUGUUGAGACUGUCGAAGCUGGAUCUGAAGUAAUUUACACUAGUUAUAAUGACGAUGGCAUAUCUGUUCUUCCCGAGCAUAAGUUGAAACCAAAGGAAGGAGACAUUCUCAUUGACAUUGAUGAGCGGUUUCCUCGUGAUGUCCUUUCCGACAUUUUUGCCCAAGCGAUAUUUUCUGAAGAUUCAUUUGACUACACUCAGCUGCAUAAAGAUGGGGCUGGUGUGAGCUUGAACAUGGAAAAUCAUGAACCUAAGCGUUGGUCAUACUUCCAGAAGUUGGCCCAUGUUGAAUGUAGGAGAAAUGAUAUUUCUCUUAUAGACCAGGAUCAUCCUGUUUUCCCUUAUGAUGUUGGAAAGGCUCGACAGGGUGAUGAUAGAUCUCAUCACUUGACACAGAUAAGACCAGAUGAAGAUCCCAUGGCCAAAGUUAAUUCCCCCGUCAUUUGUGCUCAGAAUGGCCCUGAAGAAUCACCCGAAGUUUCUGGUACCGACACAUCUGCUUUGCACAUGGAAUUUGGUCAUUCCCAACUCAAGAAUUGUGAAGGGUUGCAAUUUGAUUCCGUUGCUGAGAAUUUGAAGAUACCUGAAUCAGAAUAUGAGGGUCAAAUAGAGUUAAGAAGUACGGGUCUGCCGCCUCUAGAUCCUUCUUCUUUGGGAGGUGUUGAUAUCAGCACUUUGCAGGUAAUAAGGAAUGAAGAUCUUGAAGAGCUCAGAGAACUGGGUUCUGGUACAUUUGGAACUGUUUAUCAUGGGAAAUGGAGAGGGACAGAUGUUGCUAUCAAACGGAUAAAGAAAAUUUGCUUCACAGGUCGAUCAUCGGAGCAGGAAAGAUUAACAACUGAGUUUUGGCGGGAAGCUGACAUUCUAUCAAAGCUUCACCAUCCAAAUGUUGUGGCAUUUUAUGGUGUUGUGCAAGAUGGACCUGGAGGAACCUUAGCCACUGUGGCAGAAUUUAUGGUUGAUGGCUCACUAAGGCAUGUUUUGCUCCGCAAGGAUAAGCAUCUUGACCGUCGAAAGCGCCUCAUAAUUGCAAUGGAUGCUGCAUUUGGGAUGGAAUACUUGCACUCAAAGAAUAUUGUGCAUUUUGAUCUGAAAUGUGACAAUUUGCUGGUGAAUUUGAAAGAUCCUUCACGGCCCAUUUGCAAGGUUGGUGAUUUUGGCCUGUCAAAAAUCAAGCGAAAUACCUUGGUUUCUGGUGGAGUAAGGGGAACUUUACCGUGGAUGGCUCCCGAGUUGCUAAAUGGCAGCAGCAAUAAAGUCUCUGAAAAGGUGGAUGUGUUCUCCUUCGGUAUUGUAUUGUGGGAGAUUCUCACUGGGGAGGAACCAUAUGCAAAUAUGCAUUAUGGUGCAAUUAUAGGAGGCAUAGUAAGUAACACAUUGAGGCCGCCCAUACCAAGCUUCUGUGAUCAGGAAUGGCAGAGGCUAAUGGAACAGUGUUGGGCACCCAAUCCGACUGCUAGGCCAUCCUUCACAGAAAUUGCUGCCCGUUUACGAGUCAUGUCUGCAGCGGCAGCAGCAGCAAGCCACGGGAAAGCCCAUGGUCCUAAAGUAUCCAAAUGAUGCCAAUCGUUGAUGGCGGAACAGUAUUUUUUUGCGCUCAUCUGUUCUUGCCUCUAUCCGUCGAAACAGAAAAUUCAUUUAUUCAAACUCAAUUGCAUGGUCUUUGGAGAAAGAUAGCUUGUAUAAUGGAGAAUUUGCUGCUCCAUAUGUUUGGAGUUGGCAAGGACCUUGUUGAAACUGUCAAGACAGAUCUACAUUGACCUUAUGUACAUCAUGGGUGAACAAUCAAUGGUUCUUCCAUGG
Rhodamnia argentea is the source of this 4279-nucleotide messenger RNA. RefSeq lists its product as uncharacterized. The record is from RefSeq and is a predicted model, not a curated record. Gene Ontology annotation, molecular function: protein binding; ATP binding; protein kinase activity. Gene Ontology annotation, cellular component: cytoplasm. NCBI's taxonomy places the organism in Eukaryota, Viridiplantae, Streptophyta, Magnoliopsida, Myrtales, Myrtaceae. Gene Ontology annotation, biological process: protein phosphorylation; signal transduction.